AUGGCCGCAGUGUCCGUGUAUAACGAUUUGCAAGCUCCUCUCGAAGUUAAACUUCAGAGUGGGGGGUGGCAGGUCGUUUACCCCAACAUGUCCUGCGAUGUCGAACGGUCCGGGGAGGCAUCGGACUCCUUGGUGGAAGUUCGAUUGCGAGAAAGCCAGGAGGUGAAGGGCGGCUGCCAUGCUGGGGGAGGCUCCUCAUUGCGGGCCUCUGUGGACUUCGGAGCCUUUUCCCAACAGUGCAAAGGCCGGGACCGAGCCGAGGCCCGGGAGCUGGCCCGUGAAGGCAAGCGACGCAAGGAGGCACAGGAACGGACGGAGGCGAUGAUCCAGGAGGCCACCGCCAGGAGACGGAACAAAGAGGGACUUAAGGGGUUACUGAGUAUGGGGAUUCGGUUCGGACUCCCGUCAGUCCUCCUUGUUGUGUGCUCUGGCAUCUCACCCGAGAGCGCUGUUGCAGCCGCACUGCUGGCCAGUGCCACCGUGCCACUGUGCUGCUGCAUCAGCCUCUUUUCGAUGUUCGGAUUUCUUGAUAAAGAGACCUCCCAGUUCUUCUUUGGGGAGUAUGAGAGCGUCUUCCGUGUUGGUGUCCGGCUAUUGGGCCUCCUCGUUUUGUCCUCGUUCGCAGCCAUGACGGCCCGGCACAUCCUGCAAGGCUACUGGUGGAGCGCGUUUAUCGUGUGGCCUGGGGCCGUUUGCAGUGGCAGCAUGUGGCUCUGUGCUGCGUCAAUCGACGUAGAAAGUUUUGUCGAGAACACAAAAGAACGAGACCGCAAGUCAGCCGAAGCCGAAGUCAGCAACCGUACCAUCCGGUUUGAAGGCAGUGUCAUCCGUGAACGGGGCCGGCCGUGCGUGGCGAGCUGGCCUGGAAAGUAUGAGGGCGCGUGGGAAACCCUCGUAUCGCAAGGCCGGAACGGCCAGGUCAGCGCAGCCGUCGUCUUCCUCCCUCAAGGCACGGACGACUACGGCAAGUGCGACAGCAUCCCACUGGCUGAAGGCUUGCCCGGCACCUGCUGGUGCACGCCGCUCUACGGUGAACAGAAGCCGUGGGGAUGCAGAUGGUUUACAAAAUGGAGGGAGAACAUCGAAACGGCAGUGGCAUCCGAGGCAGAGCUGGAAGUUUAUUACUUCCAGAAUCAGGUCGGCCAAGGCAAGGUGAAGAGCUUCGAGACGGCAGGCGACGACAACCUCCAGAGGGAAGAGUCAAACAAGAAACAAAAAGAAUUCGAGGAGUCUCCCGAGUUCAAGCAGGCGCUGGACGCGGGUCUCGGCAACCUCUCGAAUGAGCCGCGUGGCGACGGGUCCUCCCAGUACAGCCGUGAAGCCCGGCGGCUGUUUCUCGCUUCCCUCUCGGAGACAGAGCGUCAAUUUCUUGCAGCCUCAGAGGGGCUCGGCAACUCCCAGAAAGCAGAGGUCGCCUGGCUGGAAAAGAAGGGCUACGAGUACUGGGAGGUGGACGUCUCCACGUGGCUUCCGGGAGAGGGAGUUGAGAGAUGCGUCCCAGCAUCUGCCAAGCAACAACCGCCAUUGUGCAGCCGGCAGGACGACUUUUCACCAGUCUCAGUUUCGAUCGCCCAAGAGUAG
Messenger RNA from Symbiodinium sp. CCMP2456, 1581 nucleotides. NCBI's taxonomy places the organism in Eukaryota, Dinophyceae, Suessiales, Symbiodiniaceae. The record is from the annotation of a GenBank genome assembly.